AUGCAUGUGUCGCAACCUACCUACUCCUGGCUCCCCCUUCCAGCCUCCGUCCUUCCCUUAUCCGCCACCCGCCUCCCCCUGCACCCGCUUCCGCUCCUCUCCCGUGCCUCUCCUUCCGCUCUAUCCGCCUCCUCGCGCCGUUUCCCCUCUCCCGCGUCUCCCCCGUACGGGGCAGCUCGGGCGGGGAGCCUCACCGUCGCCUCCGCAGCCGCGGAUGGCUCCGAUGGCGCGCCGGCAGUAGCUGUCGCUGCGGAAGAGGCGGAGAGCGUUAUCGCUGGCGCCGCUGGCGGCGCUGUGACUACAGAGGGGGGUGUUAAAGCGAGGGGGGGAAAGAAGGGCGCGCGGAAGGGGGGGAAUGGCGCAGCGUCUGGCGUAGUUGAUGGUUCUGGGGGGGAGAGCGCGGGGGAGGAUGACGUGGAGGUGGAGCUGCCACGUGAGCCGCUUCCAACCAAUGAGAGCUCGGAGAAGCUGCUGCGGAUCAGACACACGUCCGCCCAUGUGAUGGCGAUGGCGCUGCAGCGCCUGUUCCCCAAGGCGCAGGUGACGAUCGGGCCGUGGAUUCAGAACGGCUUCUAUUACGAAUUUGACCUCGACGAACCGCUCACUGACAAGGACCUCAAGAAGAUCAAGAAGGAGAUGGACAAGAUCAUCUUCAAGAACCUGCCUCUGCGCCGCGAGGAGGUGUCAAGGGAGGAGGCAGCGCGGCGAAUCAAGGAGAUCAACGAGUCGUACAAGCUGGAGCUGCUGGAUAGCAUCAAGACGGAGCCCAUCACCAUCUACCACAUCGGUACGUCAGGGAUUUAA
Messenger RNA from Closterium sp. Naga37s-1, 804 nucleotides. Lineage: Eukaryota; Viridiplantae; Streptophyta; Zygnematophyceae; Desmidiales; Closteriaceae. The record is from the annotation of a GenBank genome assembly.